AAAGAAAUCAAUUCAAUUUAUGAAAUAGAUGGGGUAAAACUGGAUUAUGAGGAUGUGGUAAGAAUGAAAUACCUCGAUAUGGUUGUUUCAGUUACUACAUCCCUGCGAGUAAAAUAAACGGGGAGAAUGAGAUGAUCAUUGAGAAAGGGUUAGGAAUUUUAACCCCAAUUUAUGGGCUCCACCUAGGGAUGGAGCGGGUGAGGAGAUCUCCAGAUUUCAAAGGUGGUAUCCCUAGCUCCACCGAGACUCCAAUUUUUACCCAAACCCCGAAAAAUUCGAUCCUGAACGAUAACAAUAAAGAUAAAAUCAAUCCUUACACUUAUUUAUCUUUCGGAAUUGGCCCAAGAAAUUGUAUCAGUUCAAGAUUAGCUUUAUUAGAAAUAAAAGUGCUAAUUAUUCAUUUAUUGAGGAAAUUUGAAAUAAUUGCGGUUAAAAAGACCGAAAUACCUUUAAAAUUGUGUCCGAAGAAUCCAUUUUUAGGCCCAGAUGGAUUUUGGUUGGGAUUAAAGAAGAAGGUUAUGAUUUGAUAGAAUUUAAGUAACGAUAAAGAAUAACAUUUAUUAUAACGUAAUCAAAUAAUAAACAGAUUAAUAAA
Messenger RNA from Onthophagus taurus, 595 nucleotides. The record is from RefSeq and is a predicted model, not a curated record. Lineage: Eukaryota; Metazoa; Arthropoda; Insecta; Coleoptera; Scarabaeidae.